This is a messenger RNA of Trametes versicolor FP-101664 SS1, 1128 nucleotides long. Its product is annotated as NAD-P-binding protein. The record is from RefSeq and is a predicted model, not a curated record. The transcript is spliced from 6 exons. Gene Ontology annotation, molecular function: oxidoreductase activity. The coding region runs from base 1 to 1128 and encodes 375 amino acids. NCBI's taxonomy places the organism in Eukaryota, Fungi, Basidiomycota, Agaricomycetes, Polyporales, Polyporaceae.
AUGUCUGUCGAGGAACCAACCCCUGCCACCAUUCCCGCUGAGCCACUCGCGGCCCCUAGCGCGGACACGCCCGCAGCAAAGGCCGGAUUCCCCACAACGCAGAAGGCGUGGCGCGCGAUGCGCCGCGGGAAGCCCGCAGACGUCCUCGCGCUCGUCGACGUGCCCGUACCUGCAAAGCUCCAGAAGGGCGAAGUGCUCGUCAAGGUGCAAGCCGCCGCGCUCAACCCCGCGGGCUACAAGAUGAUGGGCAUCUUGCCCGGCGUUGUGCUCAGGCGCGCCGGUGCGGUCGAAUACGACCUUGCGGGUGUCAUCGUGGACGCCAAUGGUUCGGAGUUCGCGGAAGGCGACGAGGUCUAUGGCUGGAUCACCGUUCAAUCGAACAUGAGCGGCGGCCCAGGUGCGCUCACGCAAUAUACGCGGCUCCCGGCUGGGAACCUCGUCCUGCGGUCCAAGAACGUGACGCCGACCCAGGCGGCGGGCUUCAGCUUGGCUGGCCUGACGGCGUACCAGUCGCUUAUCGGAGCCGCGAAGCUCGAGGCGGGCCAGUCCGUGUUCAUCAACGGCGGAAGCACCGCGGUGGGGUCUUUCGCAAUCCAGAUCGCAAAGGCCAGGGGCGCACGCGUUACCGCAAGCGCGUCCGCAAAGAACGAGGCGUACGUGCGCAGCUUGGGUGCCGACGAGUUCUUUGACUACACCAAGGCGCCGCUGCACGAGCAGCUCGCGGCGGCGGACGUGACGCCGAAGUUCCAUGUCUUUUACGAGACGGUCGGGCUCGUAGACCCGGCGCUGUUCACGCACAGCCCGGCGUACCUCGCGCCUGGCGGCAUCUUCUUGUCCGUUGGGCCGACGUCCACGGGGGCCGGGUACGCGGCUAUGGCGAACUUCGUGUGGAACGUGCUCUUGCGGCCGUCGUUCCUCGGUGGCGUGAAUCGCAAGUGGAAGUUCGUGGGGGUCAAGGCCGUUCCGGAGGACUUGAAAGCGUUUGCGAAGUUGGUCGAGGAGGGCAAGGUUCGCCCGAUAGUGGACUCGGUGUACGCGUUCGAAGAGGCGAAGAAGGCGUACGAGCGGGUGCUCUCGCAGCGGGCGACUGGCAAGGUUGUGGUGAAGGUGGAUCCGUCUGUGGAAUGA